Aureobasidium pullulans EXF-150 is the source of this 1332-nucleotide messenger RNA. RefSeq lists its product as uncharacterized. The record is from RefSeq and is a predicted model, not a curated record. The transcript has a single exon. NCBI's taxonomy places the organism in Eukaryota, Fungi, Ascomycota, Dothideomycetes, Dothideales, Saccotheciaceae. Gene Ontology annotation, molecular function: oxidoreductase activity. The coding region runs from base 1 to 1332 and encodes 443 amino acids.
AUGGCAACUGCAUCCAAGGUACAACUCUCGCUUGGAGAACGGCCCGAGUUUUACCUCAAGAACAUCAAACGGGAAUCUGCGACUAGGACUUCACACCUGCUACAAGAGAACCACGAAAAGCAUCAUAUCUUCUUCAAUCAAAGUGGUUUUCAUAACCACAUCGCUCACCAUCUGCUAACCAUUUACUCACUGGCCGCAACUCCCGCACAAAUUCAAAAACAUUAUGACGAAAAUCAAGACUAUCAAAGACCACCUCAGCCUAUUGAGGCAGCCAUCGUCAAGGGCAUGGAGGAUCCAUCACAGUUCACGAAGUAUCUGGGUAAGGAGCGCUACUACAACGAUUAUCUACGCUUCUUUCAAAGCGAGAUGGACAAGAAAGGCUGGCAGCAAGUUUUGAACGAGUAUGUCUUCGCUGGUGAUGAUCGGGCAGACGACAUGUUGGCUCGCAUGUUUGCCGGCUUUCUGCAUCCCAUCAUUCACCUCGGCUUUGGCAUUGAAUUCCACCAACCUGCUAUCAUUGCGGAGGGUCUCGCUCAAGCCGCCGUCCAUGAUGUUUGGAUGAUGCCCUUGUUUGACGGUGCCGAAAAAGCCGCCAAACACCUAUCAGGGCCAUCAAAGAGCGUUGUGGAGCUCCUGGACAUUACGCAUGCUGAGAAACGUCUUGCCAAAGCCGCCGAUGUCGACGGCAAUCGCAUCCGUGAUGGAAUUAUGAAGACAGAAACGCAAAGAAUCAUCGACAUUGUAUCUCAAUAUCACAUCAGCAGCCCCGCAGAGCUCGAGGAACGCACCGCAGAGAUGACAAACGCGGCUGCAUACUUCAGCGGUGCAGCUCAACGCCGCGACAAAGCCGUCAAGUUUGACUUCUUCUAUAUGCAUUGCAUCAAUUCUUCGAUCUUCUUCUCGGCUUUCCUCAAGCAAGAUUGGCUGAGUGAUGCCAACAAAGUUCGCUUACUGGAAUGGAAAGUCCGCAACGAUAUUACUUUAUACGCUUCACGAGGCUGCCCAGACCUGCUGAUUGAUGAGAUCUCGAACUACAAGCCCAGCAAACCUUCAUCAGAAAACACCGAUCCCUGGCACGAGAUCAUUGAGCGCGUCAAGAACUUCUCGGACGAUGGACACGGCUCAAAGCUAGUUAGAGCUUUAGUACACGGACAGCAGAUUUGCAAGCCCUAUGAGACGAAUGAAGACUUCAGAAUCAAAGAAGACAUGUGGUUGCAGCUUGGUCAUAUGGCUAUCGAUUCGGUCGAGGGUGGUGAACCUACAUGGGUUCGAAGCGCUGGCUUUGAUAGUGCUUGGGAGAAGGUGCCGGACAGACCUCGCGCACAACUUUGA